AUGGAGCCGGUUACUAGGGAGUUCAAGGACCUGCUUUUCCUCAGCUAUGUAGACGAUACCUAUAUUUUGGGGCCAGCGGCUAGGAUUCUGGAGGCUUUUGGGGUGCUGCGGGAGCGGUUGGAGUGGGUAGGGCUGGAGGUGCAGGCGCACAAGUGCCGGUUUUGGGAGCGCGAGGGCAAGGAGGUGGAGCGGGCACUGCCAUUGGGGAUGCAGCGGGUGGAUGAGGGUCUUACUAUGGUGGGCGUGCCUAUUGGAGAGGAGGUUUGGGAGGUGGUCCGACUACGGGAGCGGCUUCGACAGUUGCAGGCGCCACUGCCAUGGCUCCCCUUGCUCGACCACCCCCAGAUGGCUUCACACCUCCUCGCCAUUGCAAUUUCAGCGCGGCCGAUGUACCUCGCCCGGACUAUGCCGCCGCGUCCGGAGGUGGUUGAGGCUUUUAGGGAUUGGGACAGCUGUUUAGAGGAUUGCUUUGAGCAGCUUUUCCCACCUGGCACUUGGGAGCAGGACCCCGACCGGUCUAGGCGCGCACGCAUGCAGCUGCAUCUCCCUGUGCCUCUCGGUGGGUUCGGGAUCCGGGCGGCGGCCUCUUUGAGCCCACUGUCCUAUGUUUGCGGGUGGGCGCAGGCCGCGCGGGACAUUGCACAGUUAGGGGUGGCGGGUGAGGAGGCGAUGUUUGCUGAGUACCUCACCACUUCGACAGGGGCAGAGUUUCUUGACCCGUGGUUUGUCAAGGCUCUCGAGCAGCUGCCAGCGACUAUCCGCCACGAGAUACCGGGCUUACCUUUGUGUGUAGCGGCCCCUCCUGUUCGGCUUUUCCAGGCGCGUCAGCGGCAGUUAGCUGUAGAGGAGCUCCAGGCACUGCGCCGCUUGGCUCGUGACGAUGCUACCUUGGCCCGUUUCACAUCCCUUCAGAGCCCGGGGGCAGGUGCAUGGGUUUCGGCGGUUCAGGCUCACUCAGAUCUCACAUUCACUGCGGCUGAGUGGGGCAUUGCUGCUGCUAUACGGCUCGGCCUCCCAAUUCAGCAGCUGCAGGUGGCGGGGAGGUGUGUUUGUGGCACAGCGUAUGUUGACCCAGCAGACCCGCAUCAUGCCCUGAGAUGCAGGCACCAGCAUGGUCCUUCUCGGGUGCAUGAUGAGGCAUGGCCGGGGCGGGGUCGGGACCGCAAGUGGGCGGGGCCGAAGUGGGCGACGGGGCCGCAAGGGUGGGCGGGGCCGCAGGUGGCGACGGGGCCUCAGGUGGCGGGGCCGCAGGUGACAUCGGGGCCUCAGGUGGCGGGGCCGCAGGUAUAG
Messenger RNA from Closterium sp. NIES-65, 1290 nucleotides. The record is from the annotation of a GenBank genome assembly. Lineage: Eukaryota; Viridiplantae; Streptophyta; Zygnematophyceae; Desmidiales; Closteriaceae.